This is a messenger RNA of Oncorhynchus gorbuscha (pink salmon), 1367 nucleotides long. Its product is annotated as nuclear receptor subfamily 0 group B member 2-like. The transcript has 2 exons. The coding region runs from base 291 to 1157 and encodes 288 amino acids. Gene Ontology annotation, biological process: negative regulation of transcription by RNA polymerase II; circadian rhythm. Gene Ontology annotation, cellular component: cytoplasm; nucleus. NCBI's taxonomy places the organism in Eukaryota, Metazoa, Chordata, Actinopteri, Salmoniformes, Salmonidae. The record is from RefSeq and is a predicted model, not a curated record. Gene Ontology annotation, molecular function: transcription corepressor activity; transcription factor binding.
UCACUCUGUUGUUCUCAGAUGUGAGUGUGUGUGGUUUGAGGGGGAGGGGUCAAGGCUGACUGGUGACACACAGAUCAGAGGAGAGUGUCCUGUCUUCCUAUAAAUAAGACUCGGUCUACUGGAGUUGUCAGACAGUCAGAGCUGCUGAUCACACUGCUGGACAAUAUUUAAAAGAGAGAAUGUGGCUAUUCUCACAUCUGUAGCAUAGCUCUGUAAAGCCUCUGCACUGGGGACAUCUCAUCAUCUAUUGAUUGAUUGAUACUUUAUUGAUCCUCAAAGGGGAAUUCUCCAUGAUGUUUCCUCUUGAAGAGAUGAAGAGCACCUGUCACUGUUCAGGUUACCGGGAGCAACAACAUCAGCCUCACACCAUCCUGUACAACAUCCUGAGCCGGGCGGACAGUAACUACAGCAACAACGACAGCCUGAUCAACAAUAACCAGGUGAACCAGUACAACUACAAUAAGAUGAUGCCUCACAACUGUCACUGCAAGCGGCAACGGGUGGUGUGUCUGAAGAACCCCGAGGGAACCUGUCAGAUGACAUCUGAUGUUCUGGUCAAAACCAUCUGCUUCAUGAAAAGUUUACCCUCCUUCAGUCAGCUUCCAGUGGAGGAUCAGCUAUCUCUGCUGAGGGACUGCUGGGUGCCCCUGUUCUCUCUGGGCCUGGCCCAGGAACGGACUGUGUUCGAGGUGAAGGAUGUUCCACAGGCUAGCAUGCUGAGGAGGAUCCUCCUCAACGGUCAGGGGCCACAGAGUGAGGAAGAGCAGGAGGUGGAAGAUGAGGGGAAGAGGUUGCUGCCUACCCUGGCUGGGGUGCAUAAACUCAGGUCCUGUCUGAACAGACUGUGGACUCUGGAUCUCAGCCCAAAGGAAUAUGCCUAUCUGAAGGGAGCUAUGCUGUUCAAUCCAGACGUCCCAGGACUGAGCACCACUGUAUUCAUCAACAGUCUACAACAACAGGCCCAGAGAGCUCUACAGGAGGUUGUGCUGACCCUUCACCCAGGAGACUUGGGUCGAUUCAGCUGCAUCCUACUAUCGACCUCUGACUUACAGACUGUCAGCCAAUCACUCAUCACAGAACUGUUCUUCAGACCUGUUAUUGGUCAGGCGGAUCUGUUUGAUUUGUUACGCAAGAUGCUGUUUAUUAGACAAAAAUAAAGCUGAAAGUGUGUGUAUGUGUUUGAAUUAUAUUUUAGGGUAUUUUCUACAGUGACAACUAUGAACGUGACGAAUGCAACCAGGCAAUAAAAGUUGAAUAAACUAAAUGAUUCUGUUUUCUUCUCUUCUAUCCACACAUUUAAUCAUUGUACUUUUGGCAUGUAUAUGACAUUUUAACAGUGGUGUGAUAACAAUAAAUUAAGUGAGAGC